This is a messenger RNA of Rhinichthys klamathensis goyatoka, 1863 nucleotides long. It is a transcript of the gene cd99l2, whose product is annotated as CD99 molecule-like 2. The transcript is spliced from 12 exons. The record is from RefSeq and is a predicted model, not a curated record. Bases 1 to 1215 code for a protein of 404 amino acids. Lineage: Eukaryota; Metazoa; Chordata; Actinopteri; Cypriniformes; Leuciscidae.
AUGGCCACAGAGUGUGAAAAUCCUGAAAGUAAAUUUCCAGAGCCCGCUCCUGAGAAAGCAGUUCCUGAGCACGCUUCAGAGGAAGCUAUUCCCGAGCCCGCUUCAGAGGAAGCUGUUCCCGAAACCGCUCCUGAGAGAGCAGUUCCUGAGCACGCUCCUGAGAGAGCAGUUCCUGAGCCCGCUUCAGAGGAAGCUGUUCCCGAGUCUGCUGGAGAGAGAGCAGUUGCAGUGUCGGCUCCAGCCCCUGUGGACAUAUCUGAAUCAAUGUUUAAGCCUAAUCCUGCUACCCUAGAGGCCACCCCAGACUCUGUCUCUGAACCUAGUUCCAAAACCUUCACCUUUCCUGCCAGUUCAGUCAUCGCCCCUGAAUCUGUCAAGCCCAAUUGGAAGUCCAAACCAUUUUGGCUCGUUCCUGUACCUAAGGGCAUAAGUCAGGAUUUUGACUUGGGAGAUGCAUUUGACGAUGACACACCACCUACCCAACCACCUAAAGUGGACCCAGCAGGUGGUGCAGGAGGAGCAGUGAAACCCAGUCCAAAACCUGCUAAGCCCACAGUCAAAGAACCAGCAAAGGCCAAACCCAAACAAACAGAAGAGACAAACACUGAUUUAUUUGAUGCCACCAUUCGGCCUGCCCUGUUGCCCCGAACAACCCAUAAUCCUCUCCGAACCUCGGUUGCCCCUCGGAAAGUCCAGUCUGGUCCUGACGACUUUGAUCUUGAAGAUGCCCUGGAUCCCAACAAUGACAUCAGAGGAAAGGGCAAAGACUCUGGCAAAGGCGAUAAAGACCCCGGAGAAGGGGGCCGUGAUGACGGCAAACCCAAUAGCAGAGGUAGUCAAUUUUCAGACGAUGACCUUUCUGAUGUGGCCGAUGAUAAAACCUACAACCCCGAAAAGGGCAAAGGUGGAAAAGGUGGAAGUGCCAGCAUUGGUGGCGAUGUGGAUCCUGCUGAUGAAAAUAACUAUGACACCAUGGCUGAGACCGGAACCAUCGCUGGUAUUGUGAGCGCUGUCGGAAUGGCUCUGGUUGGUGCAGUGAGCGGCUACAUCUCCUACCAGAAGAAGAAGUUUUGCUUCAGCAUACAGCAGAGUCUGAAUGCAGAUAUGGUGAAGGCAGAUGCCCCAGAUGCUGUUGUCGCACAGGAGCCACAAGUUCAACAAACUCUUCUCCAGCCUCCCAACGCUGAGCCGCCGACAGAGGAAAAUGCGGUGUAAUCAGUCCAAACUGAAGAGGGCGCAGUUCGAAAUCGUUGUUCUCCUAUUUGAAUGCCACUGUAUUUCCCAGCAGAGCACAUUUGCACCACAACGCCCUUUUUUUAAGUACCAAUGUGAACUGUUGAAAUCGACCUUAAACAUAGUGUAAUGUCUUUUAAUUGAGCAUAUUCCAUCUGUUCACGUGCAACAAUGCUAGUAAGCCUGUUUGCAAUAAUAUUGCUAUGAAAUGGAAAACACCUAAAAAUGUUUUUUUUUAGCAUGAUCUGCUGAGACCUGAGAAAUUAAACUUGGGUCUCUUUAUGGAGCCCAUACAAAAAGUCCCACACAUACUGCGCUAGUCUUAUUGUUUGUCAGAUCGGCUCAUCAUUCCUAUUAUGCAGAAAUGCAUAUUAAACAGUGAGACAACUGAUUAAUCCAAGGUUUACAAAAACGGCUGAUUGGAUAAUCAUAGAAUUAUGCUUUUAUAGGUCAAUAAUGUGUUUUUCUUUUGUUUUCACAGCAAGACAGGCUUAUCAGAUUGGUUGUGAUGGAAUCUGCAAGAUGAUGAAGGAUUUGUGAAGGGUCCUUUUGUUUGUUUUAACAUGAUCUGUAUAUAUUUGCCUUGCUUUCACAGAGCAAUGUGAAAAGAUUGUUACACAUAUAUAUGCA